Molecule: messenger RNA, 11003 nt
Organism: Orcinus orca (killer whale)
Lineage: Eukaryota; Metazoa; Chordata; Mammalia; Artiodactyla; Delphinidae
Gene: IRAK3
Product: interleukin 1 receptor associated kinase 3
Exons: 12
Coding region: 2821-4374 (517 amino acids)
Biological process (GO): negative regulation of interleukin-12 production; negative regulation of MAP kinase activity; protein phosphorylation
Cellular component (GO): nucleus; plasma membrane; cytoplasm
Molecular function (GO): protein binding; ATP binding; protein serine/threonine kinase activity
Source: RefSeq, a predicted model, not a curated record
UUUCCUCGCUCGCACUGGGAGCGACUCCCCAGGCCCACCCCCGAGCUCCCCCUUCGUCACUGAAACUUCGGGUAAGAUUUAAGUGACCGGAGCCUUGGGGAAACCAGCUCCCCCCGUGAAACCAUCUAAUGUUUCUCCACGAUUCCUGCCUUGCUUGGUUCGGAAUAUUUUCAAUAAGAAACGCCUGUGGGAUGUCUUCCUGUCCUUUCAAAAUGACCCCCAGAAUAUAAUUUUCGUAUGAAGACAUGUUUAUACCUUUAAAAUAUUUAUCCUGUGGUGUUUUCAAUGCACUCCCCUUAAUUACACUUCAGGUGAAAUGCUAAAGUAAAACAUUAUUUGUAAUUAACGUGGCUCCCAGUUUGCUUCAUUAAAUACACCUUGCUUAUUUACCCAAUCUGGUGGAAUGAAGUUUUAGGCUAGAGAGUGGCUUUUUAAUUUAGUCUAGCAAUUGGCUCCAAGACUUCAUUUUCUGCAGGCUUUGGAAAGUUGAGCAACGGCCUGUUGGAAGUGUUGAGUGUGAUCAGAAAUAAUUCAGGCAAAAAUCUGUAAGUACGUGCGUUCAUGGUUAGAUUUGAUACCCCGUGAUGUCGCAAUUAAUGUUAGUGGAAAAUAAACACAAAUAUGUCAAAGCAGCUUAGCCUUAAUUCUCUGAAAUAGCUAUUAUUCUUACCCAAAAUAGCAGAAGACCAAGGAGGAAGAAAGUUUAGUUUGCUGUUGGUGAACAGUAUGGUCACACUUUAUGGAAUGUGGCAUUGGGUUUCUAUUUGUAUAAAGAUUGUUCAUUAUAGGCUCUGUAAUUUUAUAUUGUAGCCCUUCAGUAAAAGUCAGGAAACUCUGAUUUCUGGAAAGCAUGGACGUUUCUAGUAUGCAUUUGAGACAUAUCCUUCCCACACUAGAUCUUUUUGAAAUGGUCGAUGGCAUGGCAGUUUUCGCACCCGUUGGUUUCCUAGAGGUACUGAAUUUGUAAGUGAAAAAUGUUUUUAGUCCAGUCCAUGGUUAGUGAAUGGACUGAGUAGAUAUCGUAAAUGCGUGAAGUAGGUUGGUGUAGACUGUGAAAAUAUAAGAACAUAUGUCUCAUCUGAAACAGUGAGUACUCAGCCCCAGGUCACUGCUCCUUUUCAGGAAGUUCAGCUCAGUGUUGCUGAAUCUUUUCUCUCCGACCCCCCUCUCUCCCUCCCUCCCUCCCCCCUCUUACUCAGCAUUGAAAUUCAGAUAUUCAUUCAUUACCUACGUUGUUUCAUAAACCCUUCCAAUGCCCCUGUCAGGCAGGCGCUGUUACCAUCAUCAGUGUUUGAACAGGUGAGAAAACUGUGGUGCACAUUGGUUUAGUAACUGGCCCAAGUCAACAGCUGGGAAGUGCAACGGGAGGACUUGAAGCACAUUAUACAGGAAGGAUGAAGCAUAUGAGGACUCUUUGGACUAUAUUCUAAAUUUUUCUGUAUAUUUAAAUCUGUUCUGGGACUUCCCUGGUGGUGCAGUGGAUAAGAAUCCGCCUGCCAAUGCGGGGAACACGGGUUCAAGCCCUGGUCCGGGAAGAUCCCACACGCCACGGAGCAACUAAGCCCGUGCGCCACAACUACUGAGCCUGCGCUCUAGAGCCCGAGAGCCACAACUACUGAGCCCACGGGCCACAACUACUGAAGCCCGCGUACCUAGAGCCCGUGCUCCGCAACAAGAGAAGCCACCGAAAUGAGAAGCCCGUGUACCACAACAAAGAGUAGCCCCCUCUCGCCGCAACUAGAGAAAGCCUGCGUGCAGCAAUGAAGACCCAAUGCAGCCAAAAAAAUUAAAAAUUAAAUCUUAAAAAAAAAAAACCUGUUCUAAACAAUAAAGUCUAUUUAAAAUUAAAACAAAAAACACAUAGACUCUGGAGUCUGUCUACAUUUCCCUCUGUGACUUCCUCAGGGUCACAAGUACUGCUGUGUUCUUCAGCUGCAUCUCACAGACUCCCUAAAGUACAGCCACUUCUGCCAUGAAAGAACCAUUCAGUGAACCAUUUCAAACAUGCAGCCCCAUUUUCCUAGUAGUGGAAAUAACUGAAGAUCACCAAAAUGAGAACAAGCAAAGGCUUGUCAGGAGUCAGCUCCCAUGGCUUGCAUUUGACUGAGAUGCAAAGGCAAGCAGAGGAUUGGAAAAGCUUUAUAGCUGAAAAAGAAGCUUCAGGUAUGCCCUGAUUGGAGGCUGUUGGCAUGGGGAAGAUGUAUGCAGGCCAACUAGGAGUGGGGAAUUCUAUUUAAUUAAGAGUACAUAUUUGGCUUUCUCCAGUUGGCCCUAAAUUGGAAUUGGGGCAAAAAUUAGGAAAGCUAUCAGCUAUUAAUGAAGCCUUGGUUAUUUUGGGCCAAUUGCUAUAAGGGUUAUUGUUUGGCUUUCUGGACUAGUUGCUACAGAUAGUAGUUUGACUUCCCAGACUGGUUACUCUAGAUAGAACAUUGGCUUCCUGGGCUGGUUGAUGCAUGUUGUGGGUGAGAGUUCUGUUUGUAUAUCUAUCUGGCCAUUGUUCCUUUGUAUAUUUGUUCUCUUAUAGGGGAAGAAUCUAAACUGUUUACUCCUUCAUACUCCAGCUAUAAUUCAUUGUGUAGGGGGCUGUGUCCCUGCUGUCUGGACCAGAGACCUGGAAAGGACCAGCUGCUUCAUGAAUUGUUGGCUCAGCAGAAAGGAAAGGCUGGCUCCGUUCCAGCGGAGCGACUUUCAAGCAGCUGGCUGGAUGUUCGUCACAUUGAAAAAUAUGUAGACCAGGGUAAAAGUGGAACAAGAGAAUUACUUUGGUCCUGGGCACAGAAAAACAAGACUAUUGGUGACCUUUUACAGAUUCUCCAGGAGAUGGGGCAUCAUCGAGCUAUCCAUUUAAUUGCAACUUAUGGGGCAGCCUUGAAUCCUUCAGAGCAGAGUCAUCAGGGAAAAGGAUUUCCGAUCAUGUUAUCCAAGGAAACAGCUAGUGUCACAGCGGAUAAUGUUCUUAUUCCUGAACAUAAUGAAAAAGGAAUAUUGUUUAAAUCCUCCAUCAGCUUUCACAACGUCAUAGAAGGAACCAGAAAUUUCCACAAAGACUUUUUAAUCGGAGAAGGGGAAAUUUUUGAGGUAUACAGAGUGGAAAUCCAAAACCGAACAUAUGCCAUUAAAUUAUUUAAACAGGGGAAAACAAUGCAAUGUAAGAAACAAUGGAAGAGCUUUUUAUCUGAGCUUGAAGUUUUGCUGCUGUUCCAACAUCCAAACAUAUUGGAGUUGGCUGCAUAUUUUACAGAGAGUGAGAAGUUUUGCCUGGUUUAUCCGUAUAUGAGAAAUGGAUCACUUUUUGACAGAUUACAGUGUGUAGGUGACACAGCCCCACUCUCUUGGCACAUUCGAAUCAGUAUAUUGAUAGGAACAACCAAAGCCGUUCAGUACUUGCACAACACGGAACCGUGCUCCGUCAUCUGUGGCAGUAUAUCAAGUGCAAACAUACUUCUGGAUGAUCAGUUUCAACCCAAACUAACUGAUUUUGCCAUGGCACACAUCCGACCCCACCUAGAACCUCAGAGCUCUGUCCUAAGCAUGACCAGCAGCAGCAGUAAGCAUUUGUGGUACUUGCCAGAAGAGUAUAUCAGACAGGGCAAACUUUCUGUUAAAACAGACGUCUACAGCUUUGGAAUUGUAAUAAUGGAAGUUCUGACAGGUUGUAAAGUGGUGUUAGAUGAGCCAAAGCAUAUCCAGCUGAGGGAUCUCCUUAUAGAAUUGCUGGAGAAGAGAGGCCUCGAUUCAUGUAUCUCAUUUCUAGAUAAGAAAGUACAUCCCUGUCCUCGGAAUUUUUCCGCCAAGCUGUUCUUUUUGGCAGGCCAGUGUGCUGCAACACGGGCAAAAUUAAGACCCUCGAUGGAUGAAGUCCUAACUGUCCUUGAAAGUACUCAAGCCAGCUUGUAUUUUGCGGAAGAUCCUCCCACAUCCUUGAAGUCCUUCAGGAGUCCUUCUCCUCUGUUCUUCGAUAAUGUACCAAGUAUUCCAGUGGAAGAUGAUGAAAACCAGAAUAAUCCAUCGCUGCCUCACGAUAAAGGUUGGAGAAAAGGGAGAACGACUCAGAAAACUCCCUUUGAAUGCAGCCAGUCUGAGGUUACAUUCCUGGGCUUUGACAGAAAGACAGGGAGUGGGAGGAAUGAGGACACUAGCAACGUGCCCAGUUCUGCUUGUGAAGAAAGUUGGUCUCCAAAGCCUGCAGCUCCAUCCCAGGAUGUGAGGGCCUCUGGUGUGAGUAUGGACCCUUCUGCGGAAGUUCCAGGGCAUUCCUACAGGAGCAUGCCAGUGGAGGCUAGCUGUUCCUCUGAAUUUUCCUGGAAUGAAUGUGAACAGUGCAAAAAGGCAUCAGUUUCACCAGAAGAUAAAGAAGAAAGCAAGUAUUGCUGAGGCACCUGAGUACAGGUCUCAUCCUGGGAAGACAUUGUCUUUAUGGGUAGCGCCAAGAGGAUGAUUGAUGGUGAAUUUGGGUAAUGCAGAUCAAUGAUCGGAACAAUUCUAUUCCAUUCCUUCCAACUUGUAGAACAGAGUGGCUUAAAGUUUUGUUUUAGCACGAUCAUUGCCUCAUGAUCAAACCUGGACUAAAUUAGAACCAUUCAGAAUUACUUAAGAUUGUAGACUCUGACUUCAGACCAACAAAACAGUCAAAACCUACCAAAAUGGAAGUGGAUUCCAGUGUCUUCUCCCUCAGCAUCCACGUGACUCCUCAGAGCCUCCAGUCUGCCAGGUACAUUCAGUUCAGUUGGAUUCCAUUGUUUUGGUUUAGCUUGCUUGCGAAGGUCGUCAGAAACGUCUAACUUGUAAAUGUUAAUAGAUACCAUACCUUUUUAAAGAAUUGCCUUUUUGCUUAUUUCAAUCAACUCUUAGUAUAUUUCUGUUCAUCCCUGUCAAGUCUGCCUAUCUGAACAUGAGCCAUGACAUGCCCAAGAUCUGUAUUUCUGUAUUUAAACUCUUAAGAUAGUUUAUCUCCUAUAAUAUUGACUAUUAUUACAAUUUUUUUUACAUAGAGACUGUUAUAUCCUGAAUAGAAUGUAUGAAAUUUUAAUCAAGCCAUUUUUGUUCCAAGAAAAUGGCUGGUCAUAAAGGCCUAGGUCAGUUUUUUCUUUGAUUCCAACUCUGUGCCUUUACUGCUGGUGUUUACUAGAUCUCCCCCUUCUGAAAUCCUACCCAAUCUUUCAGAGCCCACCAUAACUGCCAUCCUCCAGGAAGCUUUCCUAAUCUUUCCAGCCAAUAGUAAUCACUUUAUCAGCAUUUCCAUAGCAAUUUCUUUUUUUUUUCCAUUUUUAAAGAUUUUUAAUUGAAGUACAGUUGAUUUACAGUGUUGUGUUAGUUUCUGGUGUACAGCAAAAUGAUUCAGUUAGAUGCAUAUAUACAUAUUCUUUUUCAUGUUCUUUUCCAUUAUGGUUUAUUACAGAAAAUUGAAUAUAGUUCCCUGUGCCAUUCAGUAGGACCUUGUUGUUUAUUUUAUAUAUAGUAGUUCGUAUCGGCUAAUCCCAAACUCCUAAUUGACCCCCCCUUUCCCCUUUGAUAACAAUGUUUGUUUUCUGUGUCUGUGAAUCUGUUUAUGUUUUGUAAAUAAGUUCAUUUGUAUCAUCUGUAGCAAUGUCUCUGUAUUUCUGUUUUAUAUUUGUCACUUUCUGAAUUAUAUCCAAGUUGCCUGUGCUAUCAUCUCUCUCUUCCUAGAUGGUAAACUCCUGUAUUAGUUUCCUACUGUCGCUGUAACAAAUUGUCACAAGCUUAGUGGCUUAAAACAACAUAAAUUAAUUAUUUUACAGUUCUAGAGGUCAGAAGUCCUUGGCAUUCCUUCUGAAGGCUCUAGGGGAGAAUUCGUUCCCUUGCCUUUUCUAGCUUCUAGACACUGUAUGCAUUCUUUGGUUCAUGGCUUCUUCCUCUAUCCUCAAAGCCAGCAACAUGACAUCUUUAAAUCUAGAUCUCUCUCUGAACUCUUUUUCAUCACCACUUCCUCUUUCUUUGGCCCUCCAAAGGAUCCUUGUGAUUGCAUGGGGCCCACUCAGAUAAUACAGGAAAACCUCUGCAUCUUAAGAUCCUUAAUUUAAUCACACCUGCAAUGUCCCUUUUCUCCUCUAAAGUCAUAUAUUCACAGGUUUCUGGAAUUAGGACAUGGACAUCUUUGGGGCCAUUACUCUGUCUGUCACAUUCCCUGACUGUGUAGGGUCCAUCUCUUCAGGGCCUAGCAUGUUAUCCUAUACAGAGCAGGUGUUUCCUUAUAAGUUAAAUUGAGUUACAUUAUCUCUGUGAACCCACAUAAUCAAAAAUUCAGCUAUAAUAAACAUUCCGGAGUAAAUGAACAAAGUGGGGAUAAUGACUGUCUUUAUGAUGAUGGACAGAAACACUCCACGAAAACCAUUUCCAGAGGAUUUACAGAAUCUCCCUCUCCAGGAUGUUUAUAAUAAAAGGGCAGACCUCUAGUUUUCUCUGCAUCAAAGGAAUAGGCCUAUGAUUGUUUUUUGUAGGUUUUUUUUUUUUUGGUAAGUCAGUACGGUUGAGUUAAUCAUAGUCAGAUUGGAGUCCAGAUUCAAGAACAAUUAAUCAAAGAAGGAAGUCGUCAGAAAUCAGGGUCAGGUUAACAGACCAAGGUCAGAAACACGGAGCUACAAUUCUGGGAAAAAGGAUCUCAUGGCAGGAAGUGAGGUUCAAAACACAAUAAGCCUUAGCCUGAUUGACAAGCCAAAUAAAAGCCCCAGGCAAGCAGUUGGGAGAGGCCAUCCCUGAGGGCUGGUCUGGGGGGACCUGGCUGCCCAGUGAUGUCUUCCCCAUCUGAGCAUGAAGAAUGUGUUCACAGUGCUCCCAAACUGCCCAUAUGCUAAGACUAUCAGGGGAAAGGGUUGCACUAGACCUCUUGUGACCUGUCCAGUUUGAAAACUCUUGAUUAUACACGUUAAUCAAGGAAUCAGUAAAAGUCUUCAACAUUGGCCUUAUAUAUCGCCAACGAUUCUGAGGCCGAUUCAGCUUGUCUUAUGUAGUCUGAAAGUAUUUUGGCUGAAUCGGGCAAAUAAGCCUAGAAUUGUGUGAAGUUGCCACUAAUAAUUCAAACGAGGUAAUCAAGAUAAUCAACAACUGACUCUGUGUUAAACUGCUCUUCACUUUGAAUCCGAAUCCCCCAGUGCCUUCAAAGAGAGAUCAUUAAGGAAGCUCUGAUUGACAGCAGGCCCACACCAUUAUUCAUCACAUGUGUAAUCCGUUGGUAUGAUGUUGAUUUGAACUUGCUUAGUUGACUUAAAGCAGUGUUUCUCAAAAACAAAAAACAAACAACAAACAGUGUUUCUCAAACUUUAACAUGCAGCAAAAUGACAUGGAAGGCUUGUUAAAAACACAGAUUGCUAGCUCCCAACCUAUUACAUGGGAUUUUGCUUAGCACUGAGUAGAAGCUCUAGAAACACUAUUAGUCAAUGAUCUUUUUAACUAGAUCACCUUGCUAGGGUGUGACUAUUUUAGACAUCUUAAAGACCAAGUCAGAUUAGCUGGCAAUAACCUAAUUAAUGAUAUGGUAAGCAGAUACCACUGUGGCUAGAAAUUACCAGAAUUUUCUAUUGAGUGAUGCAGUCCUUACUAGAUUUGCCUUCUAGUGGGUGUGUUAAUAAAUGUUAACUGUUAGGAAUUAAAUCUUGCAUCCUGCUACAGGCAAUAAGAGGAUACCUUUGUGGCUUCAUGAUGUAAAGACUAAGACACAUGAAGAAACCAAUAAUGAGCCCCCAAGUGUUUCCUCUGAUCAGCAAACGUGAAUUAGUAAAGAAUUUCACUCAUCUUCAUCCUUAUAACGCACCAUGGGCAAUCCUCCAGGCAGAUCCUAUUUACUUGAUAGGUUUUUGUGCCAUUUUACAAUCCCCAAAACAUAAAGAAAGUAUUUUGUUGUUUUUGAAAUUAGGUAUGUGAUUUCUGACGUAGUCAAUUUUAUUGGCUUCCGGAGAAUUGUUAUAACGAUCUGUGACCCACUGCAUAAUUGUGACGUUUCAUGAGGUGGUACAUCCUCUUGUGUAAAACAGCUUUUAUGACCUGAGGUAUGAUGAGUCUAGGAAGUGAGGGUUACAUGAGUAGCAUUUAUGAAGAAUCAAGGCACUGUGUUAGCUACUAGGGUACCGAGUAAGGAGCAAACAUUUUAGAAAGGACGAAAAGGCAUCUACCCAAGUUAACUGUUCAGUGACAUCUGUUAUUUGAACCAUAAACUAUUGGAACCGAAAGCAAGGGCUGAAAGGGUGAGGAAGAGGUCUUACCCUUUUUACUGUGCACUUUCGAGAGGGCGAGGAAGGUAUCUUGGAGAAGCUUCCUGGAAAGAGAGAAGGGGUUAAGAGAAAUAGAAAAGAACACCCAAGAAGCACUCCAGGAUGGAUACCCAGGGAACCAGGGGUCCACAGCUCUACCAGACCCCUGCACAGCCCCAUCUCUGGGGCUGGAAGGAUGCGGUGAGGGCAAAGGGAACCGGGUCCAGAGCUGUGGAUGUUUUUUUCCAUUUAACCUUUACAGCCACCGUGAAGGUAUGAAUCCCAUUUUAUAGAUGAGGAAACUGACUCAGGGUGGGUAUGUAACUUGCCUAAGGUCGUCCCAGAUCUGGAGGAGCCAGGAUUUGAACCCACCUCUGUCAGACUUCAAAGCCCAUGGUCUUUCUUGUACUCGACAUGACACAAAGAAGCCACUGCAGAUUCAAGCCCCUAUGCAAAGGUCAUUUGUCGAUUCUAAAACUUUUCAGUAGGGACAGAAGCCUCACCAUGUUUCCUGCCUUUUUCAUUAUUCUGUUCCUCUGCUUCAGGCACCCACCUCUGCAGUCAUUUGAUAUGAGUUCAGUGAAUUCAUUCAUUCAUUGAAUAAAUAUUUACCGAUGGCCUCCUUUGUGUCAGACACUGUUCUAAGAGCUGGAGAUACAGUGAAGAUCAAAACCAACAAAAAUCCCUGCCUUCAUGGCACUUACAUUUGAGUGAAAAAUGAGUGAGUGGAUGAACAGGAAAUACUGUGGGAGAGUUGUAAUCUCAGUUCUAUCACUAACCAGCAGAUCUCCGUGGGACCAGCCAAACUGAGUCGUCUCAAAAAAGAGUAUUCUCCAGACAUAGACCCUGGCUUCUCUGCCAGCUCUUUUGUCAGGAUUCAGAGAUGUUUUCUCCUUGUCCUGUGGUAUAGCUCAUGUCUCCACGCUAGCCUGUGGCUUUGCUGUUAGUGUCUAUGGCAUACUUUGUGGCAAUCAUGACAGCACUUCUUCCACUGACCUAUGACUUCUUCAGGGCAUUCAUUGGGCUACUGAUGCCAUCUUCAGCAGGCUUCUGCUAAGAAAUUUGAAGCAUCUACACAUGCCUCACUGCACCAUCACCACAAGCUGGAACUGCCUGUUGACUUCUCUCUCCUCCAUAAAACUGAAACUUCCAUGAGGGCAGAGGCUAUAUCUUGCUCCUUUGGUAUCCCUAACAGCUAGCACAGUACCUGGCACAUACUACGGCCCAACGAAUAUUUGUAAAAUGAAUGAAUUGAAUAAUCCUUCAAAACCUCUUCAGAAUCAUUGGUAUCUAGUGUCUCAACACGGUCAUCUAGAUUGCACCCAAAGUCUGUCUUUCUAAUAUCCAGACUGUCACCAAUCAUUUGCUUAAAUGGUUCCAUUUCACCAUUCUUGGAUGAAAGUUAUGAAUUUCAAAUAUUAAUAUCUGUGAUAUCUUUGAAAAGAGGAAUUAGAAAUUGUAUAUGUUGCUUAUAAAUUUGCUUCACGGUGAAAAACAUUCCCAAAUCGUGUCUAUGCAAUGAUAAGCCAACAUUUUGACAGGGAAUAAACUGACGUUUGUUGUAUUUUGCUUCCAUCUUUCUGUCCCAAAUUAUUUGUGUAUUUGAUGGUCCAUUAGAUUUUAUUGCAGGUAUUUCCUUGGGAGGCAUUUUUAUUCCAAAGGUGCCUACCAAACCUGCAUUACCCACCAAACUUUCACUUAAGAGCCUUCUUACUGAUGUCAUCUGCCUAAUUGCAAAUUUUUAUGGUCAUCUGUAUAAGUAGCAAGAGAGUAUUUCCAAUGUUUUUCAGUGGCUCCUUAGUUUUAAAACUUUCUUAUAGACAAAUGUUAGUUGGGAUAGAGGGUAGGAAGGUAGGAAGAGUGUACUUGCAGGAGAUUCAGACUCAGUUAAUAUUGGUGUAUUUAGUCCUGUGCUAGCUGCAUUCACACAUCAUCUAAGCUCUUGAGCUGGGUUCUGUUACUAUAAGAUCAAGGAAAAUGAGGUUCAAAGAAGUUGACUCUCAUUCUGAGUCACACUGCUGGGGAUACAAACUGAAAAUUCUUUAUUUAAGCCCAGGAAAUACCUGCUCUGAAAAGGAGUAAAUUAAAAAAUUAAAAGUAUCCCCUAUUUGAAAAUGAAAACAGCUAAUAAAUAUGUUUUUAUUAUUUUUAAUUAUGAUUAAUUGUGUCCUCACAGAUGGGCAAAAUUAAAACAAUUGACAGGAGUAUGGGCAAAUGGGUAUUCUUAUUCACUAUUGGCAGGAGUGGAGAUUAGUACAGCCUUUCUAGAAGGUAGUAUGUCAAAAUUUUAAAUGGUGAGACACUUUUACCCAGCAAUUUGUUUAGGAAUUUAUCCUAAUGAAUAAAAGUUUCACAAGUGUGUAAACAUGAGGGCAAAGAUGUACUUUUUAGUGUUUGCAUAUUAAAAUAUUGGAAACAGCCUAAAUAUCCUUCCAUAGAAGAUGGGUUAAAUAAAUUACAGCACAAAUAUACAAUUGAGUUGUAUGCAACUAAUUAAAAAUUGUUUAGAUCUGUGUUUAUUGCUAUAGAAAAUUUGUCCCUGAAAUAUUAUUGAAUGAGAAAGCAGACUACCGAAUAGUAUGUUUAAUAUGGGCCCAUUUAUAACAUUAGAUAUUUUUAAAUAAUAUGUGUUUCAUAGAGAAAUCUUCGCUAAAAAGUUAAUGAUGGUUUCUUUCUGGGCUGUGGCGUUUGGGUGCUCUUUACUUUCUUUAGACGUUUAUGUAUUUGAAGUUUUUAUAAUGAGUAUGUAUCACUUUUAUUAUCAGAAAACAAUAAAGCUAUUUUUAUUUUGGAAAAAAA